UGUAUUGGCCGCAAAAGGAGGUCCUACACCAUACUAAUAAAUUAUUGUGGUCUAAAACCAGGUGUUUCAGUUUCAUUGUCCAACCCCUGUAUGCUUGGGCAAAAUGAGGGAUUGCUUUAAGACAAGAAUUGAUGGAAUCUGCAAUACUUCCUUAAAUGGUUCACUUUUUACCAAGUCGCAUUAUAUGAUCAACUGCCUAAAACUUUGUUGUAAUAUUAUUUGGAGUGAAAUUAGAUCUAACUCAAUAUGAAUCAAACUAUAUGUAUUAAAACUGAUUGUAUUAAAAUUAUGUGGGCGAAUCCAAUUUGGUUUCUUUAUAGUUGAAUAAGAAUUAUACCCGUUUGUUUUGUAUUAAGCCUUAAUAAGCCCAAUAAGAUUACAUUUAUUGGGAGCUAAAGCUAUAUAAACAAACGCCGCAAAUAAAAUCUGCAAAAUUCACAACAUAUUAACAGAUCUUAAGGGGCAGUUUGUAAGCCUGAUAUUCCUCCGCACUUCUGUGUAAUACGUCCUCUAAAAACAAUAGUCCACAAAAUGAUACAGAUAUCAGACUAUUACCCGGAUCUGAUUAGAGACUGAGCUACGGUAAGAGCAGAUGUUUAAAUCUGACAGCUAUGUCUAACUCACAAAUCUCAAAAAAGGAGCCGUUUUCAACAAAAACAAUAAAUAAGAUCCGGUUGCAGAGACAGGAAGCGAGGAGAUACUCAUGGCGCCCGACUAGAAAGAAUCGACAAUUAUCGGUUGCUAUGUAGUGAUCUACUCUGCGCUUCUACGUUACAGGAUACUCGUCUCCUCAAAAAUACAGGUUAUGGAUUCAGAGGAGAAUGAGGUGGAAAGCAGCAGUGAUGCUGGCCCAUCGGGGAUGGAGGAGCCGUCUGAAAGCGGCAUGGGCAUGGAAUCAUCAGAGGCGAUGUCUGCAGACAGCAGUGAUGCUGCUGCCUCCCAUGCACAGGCCCCAGAGUCAGACUGUCAUGUGGGACAGAGCUCAGAAGGACUUGUGGCCUUUAUCCCCGAGACCAGCUCCAGUACAGAUGUCAGAGUUUCUUCAGUUCAUCUUCCAGACUCGUCUUCCGUGGCUCAGUCCACCAGCGUGUCCAGUGUCUCCACAGUGACCCAGUCAGUGCUGGUGUCUGAAUCGGCUCAAGUGCUGGUCCACUCGAGUGCUGUGUCUGACGGAGCCAUGAUGGUUUCUGACUCCACUGCCUCUACCUCAUCAGAUCUGGGGUCUGCCAUCGACAAGAUCAUAGAGUCCACCAUCGGUCCCGAUGUCGUGAAUGGUUGUAUAGCAGUGACCAGUGCAGAGGAUGGAGGCGCAGAAACUACCCAGUAUCUGAUUUUACAAGGACCAGAUGACGGGGCUCCUAUGGUAGCCCAGAUGUCAUCUUCAGCCAUGUCCAAUCGUGUAGCCAUAGAGGCUCAUGCUGAAGGUCCCACAUCCACCUGCCAAGAUCAGGGAGACCCGCAGGGCAGUCUUGAACCAGACCAGCCUGAUGAUCAUCCGGGACACUCUGGUUACAGAGAAGAGAGCAGCAGCCAGCCCGAUCAGCCCCAACAUUCCCACCCUUCCCAGUAUAUAGACUGCAGCGCGGAUGGUCCGGACCAGACUGAGGAGUCUUCAUCAUCAUUUCUUGAUUGUUCGGGUGAGGAACCUGACCAGACUCGCUCCCAGACAGGCUUUCCUGACUACAGUGGAAAUAACAGUGACCAGGACCUGCCUGGAUACGUGGAAUACAGUGGAGCUGACUCAAACCCCACCAGCAGAAGUCACUACAUGGUCGAUUGCAGUACCGGGUAUCUUCAGCGUGCAGCAGAUGGGAGAGAACAGCCGCAUCAUUCACGCAGCUACAUUGACAGCAGCGCAGACCACCGGACCCAGACGAGUCGACAGUACUCAGGAGAGUCUCGAGAGGAAUGUGUUCCAGACUCUGAGCAGCCUGGCUGUUCGCGCUAUCAAGCAAGACAUGACAAUAAUGAUGAUGAUGAUGAUGAGCAGAACCAGGAUCCAGAUCAGCCACAGCACUCUCAGCAGCAACCACAGCACUCCUGUUAUACAGAGAACAGCAACGGCCCCGAGGCGUCCCUCUAUCAUGAUGACAGCUCCUCAUCAGACCACCCGCUUGCAGACACAGCAGGAACAGGUGGACUUCCUGACGCACUGGAAUGUAAUGAGAGUCAACCUGGUCUGUACAUCAGCAGCAGUGGCACGUAUGCUUCUAAUCAAGAACCUGAACCAGCCCAGCAGAGCUCCCCCAGCCGAGAGGAACCUCAAGGCUCCCAGGAUGAAUCAGGGUUCUCCAGAGACAUGGACACAUCAACCUUGGCGGGGGGUUCUGGAGACCACCAGCCAAACCUAGCUGAGUUAGAGGAGAUGAUGGAGGUGGUGAUUGUACAGCAGUUCAAGUGCAAGAUGUGUCCAUAUAAAAGUGUUUCCAAAGACACACUCAUCAACCACAUGAGGGACAAACACUUUAAACCUGCUGGUGAAAUGCCAAAGAAACGGAAACGUGGGCGACCUCCUAAAAGUGAGACAUUAGCUCGUCAAAAAGCAGAGCGAGAGGAGGCAGAAAGAAGGAAGGCAGAAGAUGUGAAGGCUGCCGUGAGGCAACAACCAGAAGAAGAAGAGGAUGACAUUGUGGACGCUGGUGCCAUCGAUGAUCCAGAAGAGGAUAGCGAUUACAACCCAGUAGAUCAGGACAUCAAAGGAAGACCUCCUGCUUUUCUGAAGAAACCUGCUACUCCUAUCUCCUCCUCUUCUGAAGGGCGUCCUAGACGAAAGGUCGGCCGCCCGAGGAAGUACAACGUUUCUGGGGAAGGCCACAGCAGCAAAGAAGCAGAAAGCAUCUCUAAGUGGUCCAGGCUUAGUGUGGAUCCCUCUGCAUGUGAGGAGGCGAGCUCUUCCGGUUUGGGCCAAGGUCUGGGUAGAGAGAUUAACGAGGACACAGCUGAGGCAGCAAUAAGCCAGUCUGACUCUGAGAACAAAGACCCUUCAUCAAACUCCCAGCCAGAGGAGGAGUUCCUUCCGAGGAAACGCGGUAGACCAUCGAAGCGCUUUCUGCGCAAGAAAUAUAGGAAGUACAUAAAUCGCAAUCGGUACUAUAAAUCCCUCAAACCUCUGCUGCGACCCCACAACUGCUGGAUCUGCGGCUCGCGCUUCCUCACUCAGGAGGACCUGCGCUUUCAUAUCGACUCUCACGAAGGCAAUGACCCAGAGCUCUUUAAGUGCCUGCAGUGCAGCUAUCACUGCAAGCGCUGGUCUUCACUGAAGGAACAUAUGUUCAAUCACGAGGGCACAAAGCCAUUUAAAUGUGAGAUGUGUGACUACUCUAGUGUUUACAAGAAAGAUGUCCUUCGACACUCAGCAGUUCAUAGCAAAGAGAAGAAAAGAAAAAAAGAGUUGGCUCCCAAGGUGUUAGAGUUCCCCUGCCCUGUCUGUGGCAAGGUGUACCCCAUGCAAAAGAGACUGACCCAGCACAUGAAAACCCACAGCUCAGAGAAGCCACACAUGUGUGACAAGUGUGGAAAAUCCUUUAAGAAGAGGUACACGUUCAAAAUGCACUUAUUGACCCACAUCCAGAGUCUUGGAGAUAAGUUUAAGUGCGAGUUUUGUGACUAUUCUUGUGAAAACAAGAAGCUGCUACUCAACCAUCAGCUCUCCCACACCAACGACAGGCCUUUCAAGUGUGACUACUGCAAAUAUUCCACUUCCAAAGAGGAGUUCCUGGUCUCACACAUGGCCAUCAAACACACAGGGGAGAAGCCUUUCUCUUGUGACAUGUGUCACUUCACAACCAAGCACAGGAAGAACUUGCGUCUCCAUGUGCAGUGUCGCCACCCGGAGGCCUUCGACGAGUGGUCUCUGGCUCACCCCGAGGAGCCAGUGAGAAGACAACGGAAACCCUUCUUCACCCUGCAGGAGAUAGAGGAGCUCAAACAACAGCACGACGACAAUCCGACAUUACAGAACACUAUAAUUACUGUGGAUCCUGAGACACUACAAGCUAUGCAGGGGAUAGAAAAUGCUUCAGUUACCCAGGAUGCAAUGGGAAAUACAACUAUUAUCUAUGAACACGCUGAAUCUGGUGGUCUGUCUGCUCAAAAUGCCCUGGAUUUGUUGCUGAACAUGAGCAACGCUCGGGAAAUUGUUGGAAAUUCUUUACAGGUGGCGGUGCUGAAAUCACAAGGGAGUGAAGCAGAAGGGGGAGCAGUAAGUGCUCUGACAGUUGCACCCAGCCAGGGUCAAAAGAUCAUGACCUUUCAUGUGUCUGAGAAUGGUGAAGCAGUGCUGCAGGAGGCCUACGAGGCAGCCUCCUCUGACACUGGAGAGCUUACCCACAUAGCUAUAGAAACCUAUGAGGAUGGAGAGGAGUUCAGUGUAGUAGAAGAGCCGGCUGGAGAGAUUCACAGCCCAGAAUACAGUGUUGAUGAAAGCAGUCAGGGUUUAGAAGUCUCAGCAUCAGAGAACCUGAAAAGUGACAAGUACUAUCUAACUUCCAGCCUGGCUGAGGGUGUAUUGCAGCAAGUAGAGCUGAGCAGUGAAGCUCCAGCCUCACCUACUGCGAUAAGCUCUCCCAACACCAAGAGGUUUUGCUGCCGCAUCUGCAUGGAGUCAUUCAACGGUCGCUCCGACAUGGAGAACCACAAGAGGGCGCACAUGGAUUCCAACUCUUUUAAAUGUCCUGACUGUGAUUUCACCUCAACCUCAUGGCCUGAAGUAAAGUCUCACAUGGAGAUGCACUCCUACCUGCGCCCCCAUAAGUGUCCAAAUUGCAGCUUUGCCUCAAAGAACAAGAAAGACUUGCGGCGACACAUGAUGACCCACACCAACGAGAAGCCAUUCGCUUGCAAACAUUGUGGACAAAGGUUUAACCGUAAUGGCCAUCUGAAGUUCCACAUGGAGCGUCUCCACAGUCAGGAUCAACCCACUCGCAAGAGCCGCAGCAACUCAUCUCAGCAAACAAUCAUUGUGAACAGUGACGAAGAGGCCUUAGCCACCCUGCAGUCCCUGCAGGCACAUCAGGCAGCGAUCACUCCAGAGCGGUUGCAGGCCUUGGGUCAGGAUCACAUUAUUCUAUCUCAAGAGCCGACGCCCUCAGACCAGGAGGAAGGUCCAUACAUCCAGCAGAUAACCACCAUAGAUGGUGAGACGGUUCAACACCUGAUGACUGGAGAACCCCAGGUGGCUGAAGUUCAGUACAUCAUCUCACAGGAUGGAGUUGAGCACAUAAUUCCUCAGGAAUAUGUUGUAGUUGCUGAUGGGAACCACAUACAGAUGCCUGACGGACAGAUCAUCCAAUACGAGCACGAGCAAUCGAUUGCUGUAAGUCAUGACGGUCAGAUCCAGUACGUACCUGUCAGCUCUGAGGCUCAGAUGGUGAACGCUGAAGAUUUGGAGGCUGCUGCCCAUUCUGCUGUCACAGCUGUAGCAGAUGCAGCCAUGGGGCAGACCCAAACACUUUACACUGAGGCUACACCUGAACAGCUGGAACAGCUGCAGCAGCAGGGCAUCCACUACGACGUCAUUACCUUCAGCAAUGAGUAGCGAUGCAAAUGUGUUGUAAGCUCAGAAAACAGCAACCUCAAGGCUCUGAGCAUGAGCCUUAUCUGCAAAAGAUCAACAGCUUGUAAAAAAAAAAUCACAUUUUCACACUCAUGGCUUCUAAACUAUUGAUAGGGGCUGCACAUUUCAGAGUGUACAAGGUUAGUCUGUUUUGUAAGUUUAAGAACAGUGUUGAUGUGCCUGAACUGCUUUGACUAGCAAGACAAAGACAGCAGAAAGCCUAACAUGUUUUAGAAAAUGUUCUGUUUUUUAGUUCUUGAGUGAAAUGAAGGGGAAAAGGGAGUGUUUAUUUUGUAUCUGUAUUAAGUCAGUUGUUAGUGUGUUACAACUUACUUAUUGAAUAUUUAUGUAAAUACAUUUUUAUUAGCUUUUUCUUUUUUUAUGGAGGAUAUGUUUUGAGUUGGUAAAAAGUGUAUCAUAAUUAAGAGGCUAACACCAAAUAAAUUGCUUUGCAUAUAAA
This is a messenger RNA of Girardinichthys multiradiatus, 6014 nucleotides long. RefSeq names its product zinc finger protein 335-like. The coding region runs from base 806 to 5536 and encodes 1576 amino acids. The record is from RefSeq and is a predicted model, not a curated record. Gene Ontology annotation, molecular function: RNA polymerase II cis-regulatory region sequence-specific DNA binding. Gene Ontology annotation, biological process: brain development; regulation of gene expression; positive regulation of neurogenesis. The transcript has 28 exons. Gene Ontology annotation, cellular component: nucleus. Lineage: Eukaryota; Metazoa; Chordata; Actinopteri; Cyprinodontiformes; Goodeidae.